Vidua macroura (Pin-tailed whydah) is the source of this 1449-nucleotide messenger RNA. RefSeq names its product osteoclast stimulatory transmembrane protein (gene OCSTAMP). The record is from RefSeq and is a predicted model, not a curated record. The transcript has 3 exons. Gene Ontology annotation, cellular component: membrane. Bases 1 to 1449 code for a protein of 482 amino acids. Lineage: Eukaryota; Metazoa; Chordata; Aves; Passeriformes; Viduidae.
AUGGAGAGUUUUGGGGCAAGUCUGGGGCGCCUCACUGCCACUGGGAUGAGAGCCCGUGUUUACUGUGAAGACUUUCUGUUCCCAAAGGUGCACAGAACUAUGGCAGACCUGUGGUGGAUUUACUCCAAACCUGUCCCAGCAGAUGGCAGAGAGCUAUGGACCUUGUUUCUGCAGUGUUCCUGCAUUACAGCAGUGAUAGGAGGCCUCUUUUACAACUGGAUGUUUGCUUCCCUGGAGUACUCCUGGCACCUCUCCGUUGCCAUGGCCAUCUCCUUCAGCCUGCUCCUUCUCCUGACUCUCCUUUUGGUGCAUCCUGCCCGUUGUGUCUUCAGCAUGAUCAUGCCCACGUUAGGCACCAAGCAGGGCCGGAAGCUUCUCUUCUCGACCUGCAUCAUGAUCGCAGUGGUGAACAUAACACCCAACAUCAUAAGCAACAUUAAAACCAUACUGCAGGUCAUUCAGUGCAUCUGCAAGAAUUCCUCUGACAGCCUUCUGAACUCAACUGCCCUGCUAGAGAAAGUUUCCUGGGAGUUUGGGGAUGCAGUCCAAGAAGCCAUUCCUUCCAUGUAUAAGCCUAUGAAUGGACAUUUUCGCUUUUCAUUACUUCAGAACAGCUCCUUGAUUUACCAAAAAAUGCACCUCACUGGUGAGAAAAUUAGCAGAGAGUUCUUGUCUGUUGAGGUACUGGUCAAAGACUCUGUACGAGUAGCCAACAGACUGGCUGCUGGUUUCUUCAUGCUCUAUCUCUGUUUUGAGUCCAGCUGGUAUUUGAAAAAUUAUCUCACCAACCUCCGCUUUGACAAUUUUUACAUCACCAAGAAGCUGGAACGUUUAGCCGUGGACAGAAGGGCAGCUCAUCUCCUGGUGGGCUCAUCCAAAAAACUCAUCCGACCAACAGGCUUGAAGCUGUCCAGGGAAGAAGUGGUGCUGUGCCUCGUGCAAGCCAUGCUGGUCACGGUGGCCCUGAUGCUGAUGCUGGUGGUGGUGGCCAUGGACCACUUUGCGUUCAGCGUGGCAGACACGGCGGUGAGAAAGGCAGCUCAGUUCCCUGCCGUGCCCGUCGCUCUCAGCAUCAAAUACAAGGUUGAAGUAGGGAUCCUGCCCUUUCUAUUCAAAAUUUUCUGGCGUCCUUCUGAGGCAUUACUGCUCAGGGACUUCAACAGGACCUACCAGCAUCACCUGAUCUUCAGCUCUGCCCACUGCAGGAUCAGCCCCCCCAGGCCUCCCAACCCCUCUGUGCUGCUCGUUGUGGGGCUGCUCUUCUGCAUCCUCUACACCACCGUGUUCCUGGAAACCUACGCACGGCGCCUGUGCCGGAGAAUCGCCGCCUCCUUCUUCCAGAGCUGGGAGGAGAAGAGAGUGCUUCACCUCUACAGGAAACUGUCCCGGAGGCACAGGAAGGAGCAAAACUCUGUGAAGGGUGCUUUGGGAAGUCAGGGGGAUGUCUGA